AUGCUGAUGUUGGCUGUGCUGGGGGUGUGGGUGCUGCCGGGGUUGGUGACAGGCUGCUCGCAGCACAGUCUCAGUGAGGAUGCCAUCCUGGCACAGGCUCAGGAGGAGAUGCUGGAGCGGCUGGGCCUGGACGCACCCCCCAACACCCCCCAGACCCCUCCCCUGGGCACCCUCCACCACAGCAACCCCUUCACCAACCCGCGCCUGGCUCGCCGCCUCACCCGCUGGCUCGCACACCAGACCAGCAAAGACGCUGACAAGUCUGAGGUCAUCUUAUUCCCCAUUUCUGAGAUCCCGUGUGAUGUGCGCGUCGGCGGCUUUGGCGGUGACCACACGUUCCUGUUCCAACCCUCAGCGCACUCCCAGCGCCGCCUCGUCACCGCGGCACAGCUCUGGUUCUACAGCGGGGCAGCGGGGGCGGGGGCGGGCGCGGGGCUGUUCGUGCUGACCGAGAAGGACCGGUUUGUGAGCGCGGCGGAGAGCAGCCGCACACACGGCCGGUGGCUGGUGUUCACCAUCGCCGCGCACCGGCUGCCGUUCCUCUCCCACAAGCUGCUGAUGCUGCAGGUCCGGUGCCCGCGGUGCCCGUGCGGCCCCCCCCACGGCCACCUGCCCUUCAUCCUGUCCAACACCCGGGCGGUGGGUCCCGCCCGCUCCCGGCGCGCCUCCGCGCCCUGGUCCCCGGCCUCUGUCCGCCUCCUGCAGAGACCGCCCUCCCCGGAGAUGGUCCACGACGACUGCCAUCGCUCGGCCGUCAACAUCAGCUUCGCGGCGCUCGGUUGGGGUAACUGGAUCGUGCAGCCGAGCGUCUUCACCUUCUACUACUGUAACGGCACCUGCGCCAACUCCAACCACCUGGCGGCCAGUCCGGCCCUGCGGGAGUGCUGCAGCGCGGUGCCCGGGACCAUGCGGCCGCUCCGGGUCCGCACCACCUCCGACGGCGGCUUCACCUUCAAAUACGAGACCAUCCCCAACAUCAUCACUGAUGAGUGCGCGUGUAUCUGACCCCAAACCCGGGGGUGCGGGUGUUGGGGCUCUCCCCCUUCCCCGAGAGACCGGGAGGGAGGGAGGGAUUGCCGAGGGACAGAGUAACGAACGGGAAUGGUUUCAGACAGUUUCUGUCGGUUUUGUCGCUAUUCCCGUUGCUGUCAGUAUCAAGUCAUUAAACUCUGGGGUCGCUGCUCCCGGUGUCGACGCUGCUUUUAUGGUCAAACCUGUAACUGGAAGCUCUCGGCCUCCGCGCUCACCACCGAUGGUUCAGCAAAGUCUCCUCC
Molecule: messenger RNA, 1274 nt
Organism: Callorhinchus milii (elephant shark)
Lineage: Eukaryota; Metazoa; Chordata; Chondrichthyes; Chimaeriformes; Callorhinchidae
Gene: inha
Product: inhibin subunit alpha
Exons: 3
Coding region: 1-1005 (334 amino acids)
Biological process (GO): SMAD protein signal transduction
Cellular component (GO): extracellular region
Molecular function (GO): growth factor activity; cytokine activity
Source: RefSeq, a predicted model, not a curated record